This is a messenger RNA of Macroventuria anomochaeta, 862 nucleotides long. RefSeq lists its product as uncharacterized. The transcript has a single exon. The record is from RefSeq and is a predicted model, not a curated record. Bases 279 to 731 code for a protein of 150 amino acids. Lineage: Eukaryota; Fungi; Ascomycota; Dothideomycetes; Pleosporales; Didymellaceae.
CUUAUGCUUCUCGGCGAUCAGUUGCUUGGUGUCUGAGCAUAAUUCGACUUCAGUCCAUCGGUCGAUGCUGGAGGAAGCAGUGUUUGAGCUAUCACCACUCGAGAAGGUAUUGGUCCUUCGUCAAACAACUUAACGUCUGACUACUAUCUCACAUCUCAGGUGCGCCUGAUUGAAGCGCCUGCACUAUUCUUGACACUACAUUUUACCACUGGCCAACUGCUACAAUCUGGAAACAACCAGCUUGACUGCUAUGGAUAGCCUUGACAACAAGCACAACCAUGCUGGGGAGUCAGACACAGAAGCAGCACGAAACGAUUGCUCAAGUCAGCGUCAAAGCCUGUACUCUGAUUUGUUCAUUGUGCCAGCUGCCGUCAGGCGAAAGCUGUGGUCAGUCAGCUUACCGAGUCUGUCGCAUAAGACAUAUGCACGACUGCGACACAAACCCUGAUAUCGAUAUUUCUGAAUCCUCACGCGACAUGGAAAUGAUAAUUAUAUCUGUUGCAUUCAGGUUCAGGCCUCCAUUGUCCGAGCACACUGAUCACACCGCUGCUCGGAGUUUACCAAGCAACUUUCCGAGGACUGCGUGUUACUGUCAGAUUCUGAGGCUUCAUCCCGUUUGGCUUGACAUGACUGGUAGGCUCGCAACCACUGGAGUGAUGGAGUUAAGACCAAAUAUAAGCACACUGUUCACAUCACAGAGCAUGUUGGAGAAUACAGUCAGACUAGGUUGAUAGGUGGGACGGUCAAUUUGUAUCAAUAUGCUAACAAACGCCAGUCGCUAUGUAUUGUAUAUGCAGCACGACGAGGUGGAGACUACCAAGUGAUCACCUCAGUGCUAGAAAAGACCAGAAACUAGACAUUC